CCCUCUCCCUCUCCCCACUCCCACCAUUAUGGAAUUAUCCCAUUCUGAAAUGUCCUGUUGUGCCUAUUAAUACCAGACUUCCCCCAAACAAUGCUCCACUCCACCCUCCUAAAAUAAUCAGGGGACUCCAAGAGGGCUGUGUGAAAGGCUGGGAGUUCAGCAGCAGCCACCAGUGAGCACCACAAACACUGCAAUAUUCAUACAGCACAUUCAUAUCUGUAACAGCAGCAGCAAGCCCCAUGCCAAGGGCUCAGCUGGGAUGAAGAAAGCUCUUCAGUGCAGGGGUGUCCUCUCCCUGCUCCGUUGUGUGCCUGAGCUGAUAAGGCACUAUCAGAGCCAGAAGGACGCUAUAUAGAGGGGCACCCUCCUGCACCUCUGCAGCCGUGUUCUCUUUUUGGAUCAGCUUCUCGGUUUUGCCGCUGCUGCUUCAUUUUGGUUUGCUGCCAUCAGAAGGAGUUCCCUGAGAUCUUCCCUAAAAGGAGCCAACUCUCCACCCAUAGGACUGCGCUGUGAAGAGCACUUUGCACUGAAAACAGGUCCAGAUAGAAAUCAAUGGCAGAGUCAGUGCAGACAUCACUGAGGACAAAACUGCUGAUUGAAAUGCCUGAAUUCCAAAGGUCCUCCAUAGGAAAUGAGCUCAGUGUAUCAGCUGCUAACUCUCAAGCAUCUGGCUUGUAAGCAGGGCUUCCUGCUUUGUUUUCUGAAGUUAAAUCGCUGCCAUCAAGGGAAGAGACUUCCUUAUCUGCUACCCUCCCUUCAGCCUUCUCAGCUGGUCCAGUCUUGUACUCACUGCUUUUUCAAUGGUGUAACCACAUAAAGAGGAGCGCUUACCAUCAGACCAUCUAACUCAUCACUGACAGGUUUUUCUUUCAUACUUCAAAACUGUGGUGAAAAAUGAAAGGCCCAGCUGAUCCCUCGAGUCUACUCUUCAAUUGCUCCAAUCAGUCAAACUUCCCUUUGGAAACUUCAGAGCAAUGUGGCAAAGAGACCCCCCUCGAGAACAUACUUUUUGCCACCUUCUACUUCCUGGACUUCAUCCUGGCUUUUAUUGGCAACUCCCUGGCUCUUUGGCUCUUCAUUCGGGACCAGAAGUCCAGCACACCCGCCAACAUCUUCCUGAUGCACCUUGCUGUUGCUGACCUCUCCUUCGUGCUGGUGCUCCCCAUCCGGCUGGUGUAUCAUUUCUCAGGUAACCACUGGCCGUUUGGUGAGAUCCCAUGCAGACUCACUGGGUUCCUCUUCUACCUCAACAUGUACGCCAGCAUCUACUUCCUCAUGUGCAUCAGCGUUGACCGCUUCCUGGCCAUUGUGCACCCCGUGAAGUCCAUCAAGCUCCGCAGGCCCCUUUAUGCCCAUCUGGCAUGUGCCUUUCUAUGGCUCAUAGUAGGGGUUGCGAUGGCCCCCCUGCUGCUCAGCGUGCAGACUGUGGAAAUGAACAACACAACCAUCUGCCUGCAGCUCUAUAGAGAAAAGGCAUCGCGUCACGCCCUUGUGUCCUUAGCGGUUGCGUUCACCUUCCCAUUUGUUACUACGGUGACUUGCUAUUUACUGAUCAUCAGAAGCCUGAAGAGUGGGAACAGAGUUGAGAAACACUUGAAGGAAAAAGCUAUCAAGAUGAUCAUCAUGGUCCUGCUGAUCUUUCUGGUUUGUUUUGUACCUUAUCACGUCAAUCGCUACAUUUAUAUCCUCCAUUACAAUGGGACCAAGGCUUCCUGCGAGACGCAGCGCCUGCUAGCACUCAAUAACCGCAUCACUUCCUGCCUCACCAGUCUGAAUGGGGCCUUCGACCCGGUCAUGUAUUUCUUUGUAGCUGAGAAAUUCCGUGACGCUUUGUGCAACCUGUUUUGUGGUAAGAGGACGGUGAUGAUACCGCAGACGUGUGAGGGGAAGACGAACGAAAGCUCACUCAGUGCCAAAUCUGAACUGUGAACGUGACUCCUGCCACUGCUUCACCAUGAAAAGGCUGAUCCACCACCAUCAGAGCAGUGCAGAUAUGCAGAAAGGCAGCAUUACCAGAGCCAGGCUCACUCCUGCAGAGGAAGCUGAGCACUUCAGGACAACUAAGGGAACACGGGCUGUGAAACGGACAGCUUCUUUUUGCAAAACAGCUUGAUCCCCAAAGCAUUCAGUAAUGGCUUUUCCUAUACACAAUGCAUAAACCUACUUUAAAACAUCACAUUGCACCAACUCCAGAGAUCCAUUCCUUGUGUAGACUGUACGUUCUGUUCAAGUUGCGUGCUCAGUGUUUAUACACCACAGGCAGAAAAAUGGCACUAAGCCAUAGCAAAAAAAAAAAAAAAGAAUAAAUAAAAAGCAAAAUGCUGCAACACAUCCAACAUGGAAUGCAAUUAAGGGAGUACUGACCAUUCUUUAACUGCUUCCAAGUGCUGAGAGCAGGAGAUGGGCUCAAAGCUUCAAAGGCCAGACAAUGUUUACUACACUGCCUCUGUUAGGUAGUUCCCUGCCAAACAUCAGACAUCCUGAUAGUACUCCCACUAAAGAAUAGAAAAGGUCUGCUUAGGAAUACAGCAUUCAUCUUUACUACAUACUGGAUCAAAAAGCUAUGAACCUCUGUCUUAAAAAUCAGUAAAGGUGGACAAAAGCAAGCAGAAAUCACAGCAACAUUUAGGAUGGAAAAGACUUUCAAGAUCAAGUCCAACCACCCACCUGACCUACCAAACACCAUCACUCCAACCAAGUCCUUUAGUGCCAUAUCCACACAUCUCUUAAUCACCACCAGGGUAUUUAUUUUACUGAUGUUCCCUUUGCCCAGAGAAAUUCUCAUCUUCAAGGUGUUUUACAGCUAUUUCAUUUUGGCAGAUUACCCAGCCAGGCUAUUGAUUUGCUACAGAUAAAGCAGGGAUUGCCUUAACUAUCCUCACUGACACAAAUGAUAUCCAGUGGAAUAUAUCUGGGAAUGAGAGGCAGACCAGGCAAAAUCAGGUACAGUGAGAAAACAGAAAAUGAACACAACAGUUUCCAACAGCAUUUGCUAGCAGAAAGCUUCUAUGCAAAAGAGGUAAAUGUUAUAGGAAACCACAUGGCAGGUGAAAUAAAUUUGGGAUGUACAGAUACAUAGGCACACAAAUUUCAUGUACAUUUAAAAUUUGGCCCACAUAUUAUGAAAUUAAACAUUCUUUUUUCUUCCUUGAAUUGUUUGAAUCCGAACUGCUUUCCUAAAAAGACCCAGGAAUCCUCCUAGGUGCUGUAACAACAGCACAGAUUAUAACAAGCUGAGGUGUCACAUGAAAAUUUAUUGCACCCAGCUCUAAAAACUAAGACACAGAAGUCGCAUACUGAAGGACUGAACAGAAAAGGGAGUGGAAGGGUCUUCCUGCUGGACAGGGUACAAACACAACCUUUCCUUCCUCACCCUUCAGGUAGUGAAAAUGUAAACCCCGGGAAACUACUAAGCUUUGCUCAAGAUAUGAAAGCCUGAAAUUAACUGUGAAUCAUACAACACUAUGAACUAACUGUCAGAUGGGUUUAUUUUCUUAUGAUAUGCUUCUGUAGAAGGUUUUAGUUUCUUACUUCUUAAUUAAAUGCAUUAAUCUACCUUA
Messenger RNA from Coturnix japonica (Japanese quail), 3560 nucleotides. It is a transcript of the gene GPR17, whose product is annotated as G protein-coupled receptor 17. Gene Ontology annotation, cellular component: plasma membrane. Gene Ontology annotation, molecular function: G protein-coupled receptor activity. Gene Ontology annotation, biological process: positive regulation of Rho protein signal transduction; phospholipase C-activating G protein-coupled receptor signaling pathway. The record is from RefSeq and is a predicted model, not a curated record. NCBI's taxonomy places the organism in Eukaryota, Metazoa, Chordata, Aves, Galliformes, Phasianidae.